AUGGCCCGAGCAUCGCUUCGCCAGAAGGCAGCCGUAAAGUACAGGGAAGUAGAUGGCGACGACGACGACGAGGUCAAGUCGACGACGAGUAAGGGCAAUUCGACAGGGACGAAGCGCAAGCAAGAAGACGACGAAGGCGACGACGACGACGACGACGGCGGCGGCGGCAAGAAGCUGAGCAACACCAAGGCUGCUCCUGCUGUCAAGAAGCCCAAGACAGCGCCGAAAAAGGCCACAGCCAAGGCGCAAGACGACAGCAUGCCUUUAGCAGAGCGCACAGCCAUAUCUGGCAUGAAGAAGGCCAUGUACAUUGGAGCCCACGUCAGCGCAGCAGGAGGUGUGCAGAAUGCCGUCACCAACGCCGUGCACAUUGGCGCCAACGCCUUCGCCCUGUUCCUCAAGUCGCAGCGCAAGUGGGAUAACCCGCCGCUGGCGGCCGAGGCGCGUGUGCAGUUCGCGAACCAGUGCCGGGCGCACUCGUACGAUGCGGCGUCGCACUCCCUCCCGCACGGCUCGUACCUGGUCAAUCUGGCAGCGCGGGACGCCGCCAAGGCGGACCAGGCCUACAGGAGCUUCGUCGACGACCUCUCCCGCUGCGACGACCUGGGCAUCCGCCUCUACAACUUCCACCCGGGAAACACCAACGGCGAGCCGCGCGGCGAGGCCAUCGCCCGCAUCGCCGGCCAGCUCAACAGGGCUCACGGCGCCACCCGCCACGUCGUCGCCGUCCUCGAGAAUAUGGCCGGCAGCGGCAACGUCGUCGGCUCCUCGUGGGAGGACCUGCGCGACAUCAUCGCCCUCGUCGACGACAAGUCGCGCGUCGGCGUCUGCAUCGACACCUGCCACGCCUUCGCCGCCGGUUACGACCUGCGCUCCCCCAAGGCAUUUGCCGACACAAUGUCCCAGUUCGACUCUAUCGUCGGUCGUCAAUACCUCAAGGCCGUCCACUUAAACGAUAGCAAAGCCCCCUUCGCGUCUCACCGCGACCUCCACGCCAACAUCGGCACCGGCUUCCUCGGUCUCGGCGCCUUUCACAGCCUAGUCAACGACGAUCGCUUCCGUGGUAUGCCCAUGGUCCUAGAGACCCCCAUAGAUUCCAAGGAUGAAAAGGGCAAGUCAGUCGAGGACAAGCAGGUCUGGGCCGAUGAGAUCAAGCUUCUCGAGAGUCUGAUUGGCAUGGACCGCGACGGCGACGAGUUCAAGCGUCUGGACGCCGAGCUGCAGGCUCGCGGAGCCGACGAACGCAAGAAGAUACAGGCUCAGGCUGACAAGAAGGCGGCAAAGGGGGGCAAGAAGAAGUGA
Molecule: messenger RNA, 1302 nt
Organism: Geosmithia morbida
Lineage: Eukaryota; Fungi; Ascomycota; Sordariomycetes; Hypocreales; Bionectriaceae
Product: AP endonuclease 1
Exons: 3
Coding region: 1-1302 (433 amino acids)
Biological process (GO): base-excision repair
Cellular component (GO): mitochondrion; nucleus
Molecular function (GO): DNA binding; phosphoric diester hydrolase activity; DNA-(apurinic or apyrimidinic site) endonuclease activity
Source: RefSeq, a predicted model, not a curated record